Messenger RNA from Drosophila gunungcola (fruit fly), 582 nucleotides. It is a transcript of the gene Apf, whose product is annotated as bis(5'-nucleosyl)-tetraphosphatase [asymmetrical]. Gene Ontology annotation, molecular function: bis(5'-nucleosyl)-tetraphosphatase (asymmetrical) activity. Gene Ontology annotation, biological process: AMP biosynthetic process; ATP biosynthetic process. NCBI's taxonomy places the organism in Eukaryota, Metazoa, Arthropoda, Insecta, Diptera, Drosophilidae. The transcript is spliced from 2 exons. Bases 64 to 486 code for a protein of 140 amino acids. The record is from RefSeq and is a predicted model, not a curated record.
ACUGUUAUCGCACUCUAAGCAGCACUAGGCAAACACCUGUUCCAGUAAGAUAAUAGCCACAAAAUGAAGAAAGCGGCCGGAUUCGUUAUUUUUCGGCGUAUUUGCGGGGAAAUACAAUACCUAUUGCUGAAGGCUUCCUACGGCUCAUUCCACUGGAGUUCCCCCAAGGGCCAUGUGGACCCAGGCGAGGAUGACUUUACCACAGCUCUGCGCGAAACUAAAGAGGAAGCCGGUUACGACGAGAAGGAUCUAAUCAUAUACAAGGAUACUCCGCUAACGCUGAAUUAUGAGGUGCAGGGGAAGCCCAAGAUUGUGAUCUAUUGGCUGGCGGAGCUGCGGAAUCCUUGCCAGGAACCUAUUCUCUCCGAGGAGCACACCGCCCUCAAGUGGCUGCCCAAGGAGGAGGCCAAGGAGUGCGUGGGCUUCAAGGACAACCAAGUGAUGAUCGACAAGUUCCACGAAAUGAUUCAAAACAAGCCGGCGUAGAUUGACAACAACAUCAAAAUCAAAACAUUGUUCGUUGUAACCUUGCGCAACACUGAAAUUAAAACAAAUAAAUACCGUAGCAGAAAAAAUACCAAA